Molecule: messenger RNA, 818 nt
Organism: Plectropomus leopardus (leopard coralgrouper)
Lineage: Eukaryota; Metazoa; Chordata; Actinopteri; Perciformes; Serranidae
Source: RefSeq, a predicted model, not a curated record
GUGGUUCUCCCCACCUUUAUACUGGAGAAGCGCUCUCUGCUGGAGAUGUAUGCCGACUUCAUGUCACACCCGGACCUUUUCGUGGCCAUCACCGACGGCAGCAGCCCGGAGGACCGCAUGGUCCGGUUUGUGGAGUACUACCUCACCUCCUUCCACGAGGGCCGCAAGGGCGCCAUCGCCAAGAAGCCCUACAACCCCAUCAUCGGCGAGACCUUCCACUGCUCCUGGAAGGUUCCCAGGAAACCAGAGGAGGCGUCGCAGGGAGGCGACCCGGCCGCCUCCCAGGACCCCUACCAAGUACGCUUUGUGGCGGAGCAGGUGUCCCACCACCCUCCUGUGUCCGGCUUCUAUGCUGAAUGCCAGGAGAGGCGGAUGUGUGUGAACACACACGUGUGGACCAAGAGCAAGUUCAUGGGAAUGUCCAUUGGCGUGUCCAUGAUCGGGGAAGGUUGUCUAUAUUUGCUGGAGCACGACGAAGAGUACACUUUCACGCUGCCUUGUGCGUAUGCGCGCUCCAUCCUCACCGUCCCCUGGGUGGAGCUGGGCGGCAAAGUCAACAUCAGCUGCGCCAAGUCGGGCUACUCGGCGAUCAUCACCUUCCAGACGAAACCUUUUUACGGCGGCAAAUUACACAAGGUAACAGCGGAGGUGAAGCACAACACCACCAACGCGGUGGUGUGUCGAGUGCAGGGCGAGUGGAACGGCGUCCUGGAGUUCAGUUACACCAGCGGAGAGACGAGGGUGGUCGACGUCACCAAGCUGCCCGUUACGAGGAAGUGCGUUCGGCCGGUGGAGAAGCAGGGACCAACCGAGUCCAG